This is a messenger RNA of Hyphopichia burtonii NRRL Y-1933, 420 nucleotides long. RefSeq lists its product as uncharacterized. NCBI's taxonomy places the organism in Eukaryota, Fungi, Ascomycota, Pichiomycetes, Serinales, Debaryomycetaceae. The record is from RefSeq and is a predicted model, not a curated record.
AAUUUUCAACAAUAUCCCGAUAUGACUACUAUGGUUAAUUCUAACUCUUCCAUGGUUGUCCCCAUGGUUGAAUCUACUUUUGUUGAUCAUCGAUUUUGUAAUGUGUGUGGUAAAAGAAUUACUAGAGAUAUGUCAAGACAUAUGAGAACUCAUCAAUCAAUUUCAAGAUUUACUUGUAAAUUUCCUAAAAAUCAAUGUCGUCAUAAAUCAGGUAGAUUUAAUAGACCUUAUGAUUAUAAAAAACAUUUAUUAAAUAGACAUUUUAAAUUUGAUGUUGGUGAAAUUAAAAAAUUACAUAAUUUAAGUGAUAAAUUAGAUCAUUGGGGUACUUGUGUUUGUGGGGUUAGAUUUAUUGGUAAAGAUUGGUUAAAUGAUCAUAUUUUAACUGAUGAUGUUAAUAAAAAAUGCCCCUUUAUCGAA